AAGCCUCGAAUGAUACCGAUUUUCAUGCGGAUAUCUUCUGCGUUGUUUAUAGUCGCGAAAAUGAGUGAAAAAUACGAUCCAGCUCUCCUAGGCAUAUUACAGCAUGAAGGAAAAAUCGAGAAGUUUCUGAAUGUUAUUUUAAGUUUUCUUUACAGAAGGACCGACUUUUACAGAAUUAUGAAAAGCAGAGAUGACAAACUUGGGUUUCCGCCAGGCGUUUCACUGAAAAUGUUAACUGCGAUAUUUGAGCAGUACGAUAGCCAGGCAAAGAGAGAUGAUGAAUUGAGGGAAGCCCAGGCACAGCAGAUGACAAAAACUACACCUAGGACCGAGCAGAUGACAAAAACUACACCUAAUACCGAGCAGAUGAAGACAAGUGCAGAGCAAGCAAAAGCAAACGUGGAUGAUGAGACAAUGGAAUCCCAUGUGGCAGUAAAACCAGACGCAAGUCUGGAAGGGUCAAGUGAUACAGCCUUUGUAGCGGAAACCAACACCAACAAACAGACUCAGGCUGCUGUUAAUCCAGAAUUUAUACCCCACAAACCAAGUGAUACCCAGUCAACAACUGCCAAAGCUCAGGCCUCUGGUGACCAGUCAGCCACCAAGACGGACAGCAAGGACACAGAAGACUCACAUCUCACCAAACAACAAGCAGAGUUCCAGUCAAACCCAGACAGUUACAAUGGUGCAGUCAGGGACAACUACAGCUGGGCUCAGAGCAUCACAGACCUUGAUGUCAAGGUCAAGGUGCCAUCAUAUAUAAAGAAAGGUCGUGAUGUUAAGGUUGACAUUGCCAAGAAGCACCUGAAAGUGAGCCAUAAAGAUGAUCAAGGUCAGUGGAAGGUUCUUGUCGAUGGCAGCCUUACCUGGGAGGUUCAUAAGGACGAGUGCAUUUGGACUCUGAAUCCAGGCGCCAAUGUGCAAGUUACCUUGGAGAAGCGUGAGGAGCGUUGGUGGGAGGCCCUGCUUGAUGGGGAGGAGAAGAUCAGUGUACGGAAGAUUGAUGCCAGCCGCCCAAUGACAGAUCUCGAUGAUGAGGCCCAGGCCAAGAUAGAGGAGAUGAUGUACAAUGAUCGUCGCAAGAAGAUGGGUCUCCCAACCUCACAGGAACAGAAAGUGCAAGACAUAAUGAAGAAUGCAUGGGAUGCGGAGGGUUCACCGUUUAAGGGGCAGGCCUACGACCCCUCCAAGUUCUCUGUUGAUCCCAGUGGUCUUAUUAACAUGAAACCAUCCUGAACAAUAUGACUUAAAACAUACAAACAAUCUCAACAUGCACAGGCAAUUUACAUGGCAUAUUACUACAAAUGUGUGCUUUCAUAUAUGUUCAGAGACAAUGGCUCUUGAGAUAUUGUAAAAUUAAUAUGAAGAAUGCUGAUACAUAUUGUUGUGUUCCGUUAAGGGGCAAGGUUGACCUAAAUGUUCAGUUCUGUACUUACUCGAGUUGCUUCAAUCUUGUUUAUGUUAUGUAUGAAGAUUAAAAUUUAAAAAAGA
Messenger RNA from Mya arenaria, 1491 nucleotides. RefSeq names its product nudC domain-containing protein 3-like. Gene Ontology annotation, cellular component: cytoplasm. NCBI's taxonomy places the organism in Eukaryota, Metazoa, Mollusca, Bivalvia, Myida, Myidae. Gene Ontology annotation, biological process: protein folding. The coding region runs from base 10 to 1236 and encodes 408 amino acids. The record is from RefSeq and is a predicted model, not a curated record. The transcript has 9 exons.